Triticum aestivum (bread wheat) is the source of this 1905-nucleotide messenger RNA. RefSeq names its product putative receptor-like protein kinase At4g00960. The transcript has 8 exons. NCBI's taxonomy places the organism in Eukaryota, Viridiplantae, Streptophyta, Magnoliopsida, Poales, Poaceae. Bases 200 to 1570 code for a protein of 456 amino acids. The record is from RefSeq and is a predicted model, not a curated record. Gene Ontology annotation, molecular function: protein kinase activity; ATP binding. Gene Ontology annotation, biological process: protein phosphorylation.
UCUCUCUCUCUCCAUCCCCCCUCCCUCUCUCCCUCUCUCUCUAUCUCCCCCUCUCCCUCUCCCUCUCUCUCUCUCCAUCUCCAGGUUAUUGCUGCCCUUACUCAGUUUCUUCUUACGCCAUUAAAAGUGUCAUCAAAGGACUUCCAGAUUGCUUGUUGUGAUAAUAUUGAUAGACCUCCUUUAUCUGGUGGAGAUAUAUAUGGAUAUUGAAUUCCAUUUGCUUGAAACUAUUACAAACAAAUUUGCAGAUAAGGUUGGCAGUGGUGGGUAUGGUGAAGUUUACAAGGGGUUGUAUAAUGGAAAGGAGAUUGCGGUGAAGAGGCUUCAUCCCUUGCAAGGACUUGAUGAUAAGGCAUUUGACAGUGAAUUCCGUAACCUUAGUAAGGUCAAACAUAAAAAUGUUGUUCAGUUACUAGGCUACUGCUACCAAAUAGUUAAAAAGUUCGUUCCAUACAAUGGAGAACUAGUUAUGGCUAUGGAAAUGGAGAGAAUUCUCUGUUUCGAAUAUAUGGAGGGUGGAAGCCUCGAUAAACAUAUUGGAGGUACCGCCGAAGAUGAAUCUUGUGGACUUGACUGGCAAUCAUGUUACCAAAUUAUCAAAGGGACCUGCGACGGUUUAAAUCACCUCCAUGGAGCACAUGAAAAGCCUAUUUUCCAUCUGGACUUAAAACCAUCCAACAUAUUGCUGGAUAAGAACAGCAGGACGGCCAAAAUUGCAGAUCUUGGUUUGUCCAGACUUGUUGCUUCAACUGAAACCCAUAAAACACAGAUGGCCAACGUCAAAGGAACAAUCGGGUACAUGCCACCAGAAUACAUAGACGGUGGUUACAUAUCAAAGAAAUAUGACGUUUUUAGUCUGGGAGUUAUAAUUCUGAAAAUAAUGACAGGAAACAAGGGCCACUCCCGUUGUUAUGAAAUGCCUCAGGAACAGUUCACUAAGCAUGUAAUAGAGAACUGGGAGGCAAGGCUGCAGGGAACAUCGGGGUAUUCAUCACACCAAAACGACAUCCUACAAGUGAAGAAAUGUAUUGAAAUAGCAGUAGAAUGUGUGGAGAAAGCCCGAUAUAAAAGGCCCCUCAUAAAGGAUAUUGUCCAUCAACUGGAGGAGCUAGAAGCUAAGAUUAAGGAAAUGUCACUAUAUUCUGAUAUGCCAAUAGAUCUUACUGGUCAGACAAGUUCUAACUACAACAUUCUUGCGGUGGAUCCGGCAAUAGAGCUGCGCUUCCUAUUCGAGCCAAGGAAGGACAUAUCGACGUGUAUGCAGCUAACCAACCAGACGGAUGGCUCCGUAGCGUUUCGUGUCAUAACCAACCAAGCCAAGUACUCCGUACAACCAACCAAAGGAAUCAUGGCACCAUGUUCCAAGCGCUACAUCUAUGUGACCUUGCGCGCACAGGAUGCGGCACCGCUGAAUAUGCAGUGCAACGACAUGUUCGUUGUGCAGAGCACUCGUGUUAAUGACGGCCGCACGUCCGAUGGGAUCGCUGAUGACGAAGUCAUGGCAGGAACGGCGGUGGGUAUGGUGAGGCUGCCGAUUGUUUAUGUUGGGUGUGACCAAGUUCUAGGCUGAUAGUCACCAAGGCGAAGACGGUUAGGCCUUGUUGAGGCACUAGGUGCUUUGACGGCAGCAUGAUUCGGCGUUGGUAUUGGCCAUGGUUUCUUCAGUUCAAGUUUGUAAGCUGGAAAUCGCAGCAACUCGUUGUAUGUUUGUGGGCACUAUAUAAGCCCUUGUAUCUGAAACCUAGGUGGUAUUGACAAGAAAAGAUGAGCAGAUUAUAUUCCAUAAGUUCAGCUGUUGCUAUGUACCUUAGGAAGUCUAAGCAAGUAAACAUAUCUCUUGUGAGAGACAACAAUGUCUUGGGAGAAUAGCAGUGUUUAAAUUGUGGAUUUGGUUUUCAGAAUUCA